AUGGACACUGUCCUGAGUCCUGUGGUGGCUCAGGGUGCCCUCGGCUCACGGGAGGAGCCCGAGUUUGUGACCGCUCGCGCUGGCGAGAGCGUGAUCCUGGGAUGCGACGUGAUCCACCCGCUCACGGGGCAGCCCCCUCCCUAUGUCGUGGAGUGGUUCAAGUUCGGCGUCCCCAUCCCCAUCUUCAUCAAGUUUGGGUUUUACCCUCCCCAUGUCGACCCAGAGUAUGCCGGCCGGGCCAGCCUGCACGACAAAGCCUCCCUGCGCAUUGAGCAGGUGCGCUCCGAGGACCAGGGCUGGUACGAGUGCAAAGUGCUCAUGCUGGACCAGCAGUACGACACCUUCCACAACGGCAGCUGGGUCCACCUCACGGUCAAUGCUCCUCCAACCUUCACGGAGACACCGCCGCAGUACGUAGAGGCCAAGGAGGGCAGCAGUGUCACCUUGACCUGCAUGGCGUUCGGCAACCCCAAGCCCAUCGUCACCUGGCUGAAAGAGGGAGAUCUUUUGGGUGCCAAUGGCAAGUACCAGGUGAGCGACGGGAGCCUUACGGUGCUCUCCGUCCCGCGCAGCCGCGAGGACAGAGGUGCCUACCCCUGCCGCGCGUACAGCAUCCAGGGGGAGGCUGUGCACACCACGCGCCUCCUCGUUCAAGGACCUCCUUUUAUUGUUUCCCCUCCGGAGAACAUCACAGUCAACAUCUCCCAGGAUGCACUCUUCACCUGCCAGGCCGAGGCGUACCCUGGGAACCUCACCUACCUGUGGUACUGGGAGGAGGAGAAUGUCUACUUCAAGAAUGACCUGAAGUUGAGGGUGCGGAUCCUGAUCGAUGGGACGCUGAUCAUUUUCCGUGUCAAGCCAGAGGAUGCUGGAAAAUACACCUGUAUCCCCAGCAACAGCCUGGGCCGCUCACCAUCAGCCUCUGCCUACCUGACAGUGCAGUAUCCUGCCCGGGUGGUGAACAUGCCCCCCAUCAUCUACGUUCCCAUCGGGAUACACGGAUACAUCCGCUGCCCGGUCGAGGCAGAGCCCCCGGUCACGCUGGUCAAGUGGAACAAAGACGGACGUCCCCUGCGAAUCGAGAAGUAUGCUGGCUGGAACCUGCUGGAAGACGGGUCGAUCCGGAUAGAGGAGGCAACUGAAGAUGCUCUCGGCACUUACACCUGUGUGCCUUAUAACGCCCUGGGUACGAUGGGCCAGUCUCCCCCUGCCCGACUGGUACUGAAGGACCCCCCCUAUUUCACGGUGCUACCAGGCUGGGAGUACAGACAGGAGGCAGGGAGGGAGCUGUUGAUUCCUUGCGCUGCUGCCGGAGACCCCUUUCCCAUCAUCGCCUGGAGAAAGGUACCCGGCCUGCCAGACAAAUCUGCAGUGCCUUUGGCUUUUGGUGAAUAUUGCAGACAGAGAAGCCACACUCUGUCCCG
This is a messenger RNA of Acanthisitta chloris (rifleman), 1424 nucleotides long. RefSeq names its product protein turtle homolog B-like. The record is from RefSeq and is a predicted model, not a curated record. Gene Ontology annotation, biological process: cell-cell adhesion. NCBI's taxonomy places the organism in Eukaryota, Metazoa, Chordata, Aves, Passeriformes, Acanthisittidae.